CAGGACGGAACUACUCCUCUAAUAUUAGCAGCAGCUAAUGGACACUACGAGUGUGUAAAGGAAUUGAUAGAACAAGGAGCAGAUCCAAGGGCUAAAAGAAUAACAGGUACAACACCUUUGUUCUUUGCAUCACAAGGAGGGUUUCUGGAUAUUGUUCAGUAUUUGCUAGCUAGAGGAGCCCCUGUGGAUUCAUUAAGUGUGGAUGGAGGAAGUGCUUUAUUUGUGGCUUGUCAAUGCGGCCACAUAGAUGUGGUGAAGGAAUUAAUUAAAAAUGGUGCCCAAGUAAACACUCACAUGAAGGACAAAGCAAGUCCCCUUUUUAUAGCAGCACAAAACGGCCAUUACAAAAUUUUGUUAUAUUUAUUAGCACAAGGAGCAGAAACGGAUUCUCGAAGAACGGACGGAGCGACUGCAUUGUGGAUAGCCGCACAAAUGGGUCAUGAUCACAUAGUAGCACAACUUUUAAGGGUGGGAUCGAAGGUAGACGCAGCUAGACAUGACGGAGCAACACCUCUUUUCAAGGCGGCUCAUAAAGGACAUUCUGCAGUAGUGGGAGAACUAUUAAAAUACAAGCCUUCAUUGGGAAUUCUUCCAAAUGGAGAAACAGCCUUACACGCAGCGGCCUUUUCCGGAAGUCUUCCAGUCUGCAAGCAAUUGAUGGCUGCUGGAGCAAAUCCGUGCAUGAAAAAUCAAGAACAUCACACACCUGCAGACAUUGCCAAGAAGCACAGGCAUACUUCCGUUUACGAAUAUCUUAAAACAUGUGAAACCCGUGGCCAAACAAAAUAA
Molecule: messenger RNA, 789 nt
Organism: Diabrotica balteata
Lineage: Eukaryota; Metazoa; Arthropoda; Insecta; Coleoptera; Chrysomelidae
Source: the annotation of a GenBank genome assembly